Molecule: messenger RNA, 1019 nt
Organism: Prunus dulcis (almond)
Lineage: Eukaryota; Viridiplantae; Streptophyta; Magnoliopsida; Rosales; Rosaceae
Product: auxin-responsive protein SAUR36
Exons: 1
Coding region: 330-830 (166 amino acids)
Biological process (GO): response to auxin
Source: RefSeq, a predicted model, not a curated record
UUCAUUUUCUUACACACCACAAAAUUAUACACCGUGUGCCGACCACCUCUCCUCUCUCACUAUACAUAUGAUUCUCUGAAUUCCCAAAGAAUCAUAUUCUCAUCAUCCUCCUACCCAAUAAUCUCUUCCACUUCCAUAGCCACCAUCCCAAACCUUACACUAUAAAACCAGCUCAAAACCCACACAAAGCUCUGUAUGUUCUUCUAUAACAUUUUCAUGUACCCAUCUUAUUAGACACAAACCCAAUUCAGAAAAUCGUUUUUAACACUGACCCAUUUGUCCAAAAUCUUUAAUUUCGGGUCCUUCUUCUUGUUGAGACCAAACUAAGCAUGAGAAAGAACAGAGGUUUCAGGCUAAGACACAAGCUAGUGAGAAUCUUCAAAUGGAUUAUCCGACCCAGAAAAGACCCGAACCGGUGCCAGAGACUGGAGCCUCCGACCCAAAACUACAACCCCAUUUCCAAAUUCUUCACCUUGGCUCGGUUUCUUCGGCGUGGAGCAAAGCAGCUCUGUUCCGCAAACUCGGGUUAUAUUCGGAUCCGUGAAGCCCCGGUUGAAACCAAAGUUGCAAAACCGGUUUCUGUACCGAAAGGGCAUCUGGCUGUGUACGUGGGCGAAUCAGGUGAUGACACGCAGAGGUAUUUAGUGCCUGUGAUGUACUUUAAUCACCCGCUGUUCGGGGACCUGUUGAAGGAGGCUGAGAAGGUUUAUGGGUUCAAUCAUCCGGGUCGGAUCGUUAUACCAUGUGAGGUUUCGGAGUUUGAGAAGGUGCAGAUGAAGAUUGCCGCAGGGGAUCAAUGCCCGAGGCCAAGAAGGAAAAGCCGUCGCUAGUGCGGGUGGCAAUUUCGGUAAAUGCCACGAUGGUCCAAAUUCAUGACAAUGAUUUUGAUUUUUUUUUUUUCCUUUUCUUUUUCUCUUUCAAGGAAGUAGAGGGUUAAAUUUUACCCUAAUACUAAAUAUUGUUUCCCACUAAAUACUGUGAAUAUUGAAGUCGUCUACCCUUUUUCAGGGGUUUUCUAA